Messenger RNA from Aphidius gifuensis, 10827 nucleotides. It is a transcript of the gene fry, whose product is annotated as protein furry. The record is from RefSeq and is a predicted model, not a curated record. Gene Ontology annotation, biological process: cell morphogenesis; neuron projection development. The coding region runs from base 225 to 10430 and encodes 3401 amino acids. The transcript has 20 exons. Gene Ontology annotation, cellular component: cell cortex; site of polarized growth. Lineage: Eukaryota; Metazoa; Arthropoda; Insecta; Hymenoptera; Braconidae.
UUUUUUUUUUUCUCCUGUCAAAAACAAUUCAUCCGUGUUUUUUUUUUUUCUGUCAAAUGUCAUAGUUUAAUUUGAUUGAUAUUUAACUUUGAAGAUAAUUAAUUUUCUUUGAUUAAUUGUUUGACAAUCCAUUGUUGUUUUGAUAAAAUUAAAAUGACAUUAUUGUGAUCUAUUUUUAUUCAACAAACAAAAGGAAUCAUUGACAUCACAGAAAUGAAUUAUUAAUGACAACAAAAAUGUUUCCUGAAAUUGAGACAUCAAUUGAAAAUAUGAACGAGAGUGGUGAGAAUCAACCUGAUGAUAAUACCCACACUGAACAAAAUGAGGGAAGAUCAAUUGGACAAAAUGAUGCACCAAUUGAUUCUGCUACUGAUACAAUUGCACCAUGUCAAGAAUCAUUGACAACUCAUGGAUCUGUUCAAGUUGAAAAAAGUGAUGUUGCUAGUAUUUAUACAGCAAGUACAUCUGUAUCUGGAUAUGAAUCAAGUUCAAGUAGAAUGAGUGCAAUAACAGUUUUAUUACCUUGGGGUGCUCAAAAAGAAACAAUAAAACCUCAACAAAUUGAAGAUCUUGAUCUUCGUCCAGGUGAAUAUGUUAUGCGUACAUUAUUUGCUGAUUUUGCAAGUCAAGCAGAACGUAAAAUUGAAGCAGUUAUGAUAGAAACAGAAAAACCAUUAUCAAAAGUACUUCAACGUGGUGAAGAUUCACAAUUUGAUCAGUUAUUAUUAGCAUUUGGUACUGUUGCUGAGCAUUGUUUACCAUCAAUAUUACGUGCAUUAUUUAAAUGGUAUGAACGUCAAUUAGUUGAACAAGCUAGUGAAAAAAAAGUAUCUGGUAAAGAAGAUCAAAAAGGUAAAUCAAUAAUGUCAUCAAUAGUAUCUGGUUCAGUUGAAACAGUUGAAAAACCAGAAGCUGAUUUAUUACAAGAACGUCGUGAUUUAGCUGUUGAAUUUAUAUUUUGUUUAAUGUUAAUUGAAAUAUUACGACAAUUAUCAUUUCAUCCUGGACAUGAAGAUAUUGUUAAUGACAUUGAAAAUAUAUCAUUUAAACAUUUUAAAUAUCGUGAAGGUAUACAAAAUGAACCAAAUGCAAUAAAUAUACAUAUUAUUGCUGAUUUAUUUGCUGAAGUUAUUGGUGUAUUAGCACAAUCACGUUUUUUAGCUGUUAGAAAACGUUUUAUGAUUGAACUUAAAGAUUUAAGAUCAAAAGAACCAGGACCACAUACAACACAAUCAAUAAUAUCAUUAUUAAUGGGUAUGAAAUUUUUUCGUGUUAAAAUGGUACCAAUUGAAGAAUUUGAAGCAUCAUUUCAAUUUAUGCAAGAAUGUGCACAAUAUUUUUUAGAUGUUAAAGAUAAAGAUGUUAAACAUGCACUUGCUGGUUUAUUUGUUGAAAUAUUAGUACCAGUUGCUGCUGCUGUUAAAAAUGAAGUUAAUGUACCAUGUUUAAAAAAUUUUGUUGAAAUGUUAUAUUCAACAACAUUAGAUAUGUGUACUAAAUCAAAACAUAGAUUAGCAAUAUUUCCAUUGGUAACAUGUUUAUUAUGUGUUAGUCAAAAAACUUUUUUCUUACAAAAUUGGCAUUAUUUUUUGGCAAUGUGUUUAUCACAUUUAAAAACACGUGAUACUAAAAUGUCGAGGGUUGCACUUGAGGCAUUAUAUCGUUUAUUAUGGGUAUAUAUGAUUAGAAUAAAAUGUGAAAGUAAUUCAGCAACACAAAGUCGUUUACAAAGUAUUGUUAAUUCAUUAUUUCCAAAAGGUUCAAAAGCUGUUAUGCCAAGAGAUACACCAUUAAAUAUAUUUGUUAAAAUAAUACAAUUUAUUGCACAAGAAAGACUUGAUUUUGCUAUGAGAGAAAUUGUAUUUGAUUUAUUAUCUGUUGGUAGACCAGUUAAAAUUAUAUUAACACCAGAAAGAAUGAGUAUUGGUUUACGUGCAUUUCUUGUUGUUGCUGAUAGUUUACAACAAAAAGAAGGUGAACCACCAAUGCCAAGAACAAUGGGUGUAUUACCAUCUGGUAAUACAAUGAGAGUUAAAAAAACAUUUUUAAAUAAAAUGUUAACUGAAGAUACAGCGCGAUCAAUUGGUAUGUCAUCAUAUUUUCCACAUGUUAGACGUGUAUUUGUUGAUAUAUUACGUGCACUUGAUGUACAUUAUGGACGUCCAUUAAUGAUGACAAGUACACAAAAUUUUAAUAAAGAACCAGAUGAAAUGAUAACUGGUGAAAGAAAACCAAGAAUUGAUUUAUUUCGUACAUGUGUUGCUGCUGUACCACGUUUAAUACCAGAUGGUAUGACUGGUGCUGAACUUGUUGAUUUAUUAUCACGUUUAACAGUACAUAUGGAUGAAGAAUUACGUGGUCUUGCAUAUCAAAGUUUACAAACAUUAGUAUUAGAUUUUUCUGAUUGGCGUCAUGAUGUUAUACUUGGUUUUACACAAUUUUUAAUACGUGAUGUGCAAGAUACAUUUCCACAACUUGUUGAUAAUGGCUUAAGAAUGUUAUUACAAUUAUUAACAUCAUGGAAAAAUUCUCUACUAUCACCAAAUACUAGAACCAAAGAACAAAAUGAUAAUAAUCGUAUUUUAAAUCAAAGAACUGAUGCUCAUAAUAAUAGCAACAAUAAUAGCAGUAAUAAAAAAAAUGAUAAUAUUAAUAUUGGACAAAAAAAUGAACAAAUAACAAGUGUAUUUUAUCUUGUUGAAGGUUUUGCACUUGUUAUGUUAUGUAAUUGUCGUUUAUGUCCGCGAAGAAUUGCUGUACAUAUAUUACGUGAAGUUAAAUUAUUAUUAAAAACCAUUGGUAAUAUUGAAAAUCAACAUGAACAAUCAGUUAUUGAUGUUAUUGAUGCAACAUGUCCAUUAGCAUUAGAAAAAUGUUAUCAUAUGUUACCACCAGCUGAAAAAGCUGCUGCUGCAAUGACAUCAAAUGUUGAUUUAUUAUGGAUUGCUGAAAGAAGUUCAUGUGUAUGGACUGCUGGUUUUCAUGAUGAAAAUAGUACUAAAAGUUCAAGUUUACUUAAUUUAAGUGGUGCUGAUCCAUGGAGUACUUGUUUAUUUACAUUUUUAGAAAGAAAUAAAGUACUUAGUUUAUGUCCAACAGCAACUGCACAUUCAUGGCCAAUUGUAUUCAAUAGAAUUAAUUCUUUAUUUACUGUUGUUGAUCCAACACCAGUUAAUGAUAAUCGUGCAUCAUUGUUAAGAAGUUCAACAGCUGUUAAAAAACCAAUUAAUGAGAGAGAUGUUUAUAUGCAUAUUUGGAAAAAUUAUUUAACAUUUGGAUAUCGUGUUGUUCCACCAAUACCCAGUCCAAUAAUACGUUGUGCAAGUCCAGAUUUAAGUCUCAGUGGUCAGCAUACGGUGGAGUUUGGUGUAUUAUGCAUGAGUAAGGAGUUGAGUCAAAGUCUGGAGAAUCUCGGUGGGGCACAUACCCUACCGGGACGUUUUUCUGUACCUUCAAUAUCAGGAAUCUACACCAGGCAUAAACGUACCAGUUCAUCACCAGAUAGUUUAUCAGCUGAAAGAGGUGAUAAUAAAUCACCAGGUACAAAUGCAAGUCCAGCAGCACUUUAUAAAUUAACUGUACCAUUAUUAAGAUGUGAAUCUGUUGAUGUACGUGAUGCUGUUGUUCAAGCUAUUGGAAAAGUUAAUGCAGAUGCUUUAAAGGAUUUAAUGGAAGAACUUGUGCCGUAUAUACGUGAAGCUGUUGAUCGUAAACAAGAAAAUAUGCGUCGUAGAAGACGUAGGGAUGCUCUUAGACUUCAACUUGUACGUGUACUUGAACUCGUUGCUGAAUAUGGAACAUUUGGAAUAUGCCCAGCUGUUUUGGAUCGUGAAACACAAUCAUUACAUCCAACAUUUGUUGAGUACAUUGACGGUGCAAGAAUAUAUCUUGAAAAUGAAAAUGACAAAGAUGCACCAUCAGUUCGUGAUAUUAAAUUACAUUUUUGUAAUUUUAUACGUAAAAUGAUAAAAAGUUUUUCACUUGAAGCUUGUCAUUCAUUAUUAAAACGUGAUUUACGUAGAAAUUUAUUUACCCUAUUUGCAACAUGGUCUGGUCCAUUUGGUAAACCAUUAAAUAGUUUAUCUGCUUGUGAUGAUGAAAAAUCAUGUACAGAAUUACAAUUAUCAGCAUUACAAGCAAUGAGUGGUUUAUUAUGUUGUGGUCCUUGUUUUAAUCCACAAUCAUUAUCAGAAGAGGGUGCAAUUUUAUAUCAAUGGUUAGAUCUUCUUCUUGCCAGUAAAGAUGAAAAGAUUUAUGCACUUGCACGUGAAACAGUUGUUUUACUAUUAGAGGGAAAUCCAGAUAUUGGUACAUUACUUGAUUGGGUUGUUGAUAGAUGUUACACUGGUCUUCCACAAGUUGCAGAUGGUUGUUUUUUAGCAUUAGCAACAAUAUUCAGUGCCAGGGAAUAUCCUUGUGAUCAUUAUACGAGUGUUAUUAAUGUCAGUCUGAUGAAUACUGGUUGUCCACGAGCACCAGUACAAGAUGCAGCAUUUCAACUUUUACAACUUCUUGAUCAAAGAUUUUUUGGUAAUAUACGUCCAUUACCAGCAGCUGAAUUAGAAACUGGUCAUGAGGAUAUUACCCCAGGUGUUAUACCAACUUUAUCAGUGUCUGGUGGUCUCAAUGGAGUAUCAACAAAUUCACCACAAAAAGCUGGUACACUUGAUGCAUUACUUACAAAUUCAUAUUGUCGUAAUCAAAUGUUUCUUUCACGACAACUUGCCCAGCUUCAUCCAGAACUAACAAUGCCAAUGUUUAGUGAAAUAACACACAGAUUUCAAACAGCAAGACGUGAAGUACGACAAUUAUUGUUGCAAUAUUUAUUACCAUGGCUUCAUAAUAUGGAACUGGUUGAUCCAAAUGUACCACCACCAUCAAAUUCAUCAAGUUAUUAUCAGUACUACACAAGUGAUGUUGGACGUGGUGGAAGUAAAAAAGAAGGAUGGGGUAGUGCUGAAGCAACUGAAAUGGUUUUAAAUAAUUUAUUUUACAUAACAACAAAAUUUUCUGAUGAACAUCCAAAAGAAGUUGAAGAGUUAUGGUCAACUCUUUGUGGUUGUUGGCCAAAUAAUUUAAAAAUAAUAAUUCGUUAUUUAAUAAUUGUAUCGGGUAUGGCACCACAAGAACUUUUACCAUAUGCAAAACGUGUUGUAUUAUUUUUAGCUCGUUCAAGACCAGAACGUUUAGUUGAUGAAAUGAUGAGUGAAUUACAAACAGUUGAAACAUUAAAUUGUUUAAUUGAACGUACUGAAACACCACCAUUUUAUCGUUUAACAUCAAUGAGAAAAGCAUCAUCACAUUCAGAUGCACCAGUUGCUGAUCCAGGUAAUCCAUCACGUGAUUUAUCUAUUGAAAAAGGUACAAUACAUACUAAACGUCAUUCUGGUGAGGAUCCAGUUAAAACUGGUAGUAAAUCAGAUACAGCAUUGCGUACAUUAGCUAAUUAUAAUUCACAAAAACCAGAAAAAACAAGAACAACAUCUGGACCAGCAAUAUUGCCAGAUGAUUUAUCAACAUUGACAAAUGAAAUUGAAAUAAAUGAUGAUGUUUAUUUAUCAAGAAAUAACAGCAACAACAACAACAACACUAAUAACACUAAUAAUAAUCAAAAUAAUAAUAGUAAUAAUAGUGGUGUUAAUAGUAAUAAUAUUAUUAAUACCAAUAGCAAUAGCAACGCAAACAACAACAACAACAAUAAUAAUAGUUUAAUAAUACCAAUACAAAUUAAUGAAAAAGAAAAAUUUGAUAUACCACAACCACAUCCAUUACCAAUGCCUGAAUAUGGUGGUUAUUUUGCUCCAUUAACUGAAUAUUUACCAGAUGCAUCACAGCCAAUAAGUGGUUUUCAUCGUUGUAAUAUUGCUGUUAUGUUAUUAACUGAUGUUAUUGUUGAUGGUAUAUCAUUAGAUUGGUCAAUUCAUGUACCAUUAAUGUUACAUAUUAUAUUUCUUGGUUUAGAUCAUUCACGUUUUUUAGUACGUGAUCAUUGUCGUCUUUUAUUAAUAAAUUUACUUGUUGUAUUGAGUGAUCAUCGUGAUCAUCUUGGUGUUGCACGUGUAUUAUUAGCAGCUAAAACAGAAUCACUUAAUCUUGGUUUAACAACACCAGCAUUACCAAUACAUUUACAUAAUUUUACUGAAGUUGAUCCUGAAUUUGAUAGUUAUUUAUUUGGACCAACAAUUGGUAAUCAAAUUUUAACACCACCAAGAACAAAUUCACCACCACCACCAGCACCAGUUGUAGCAGCAACAGCAGCAGCAGUAGCAACAGUCGUACCAUCACCACCACCAUCAACACCACCACAACAACAACAACAACAAUUACAAUCAUCAUCAAGUUCAUUAACACCACAAAUGCAAUCACCAUCACCACCACCUCCACCACCAAUGCCACCAUUACCCCUAAUUUCAACAAAUAUAAUAAAUGAUGAUAUUUAUUUAAUGAAAAAUAAUUCAUCACCAAUACCAACAUCAUUAGAAUCAUCACCAAGUCAUUCACCAGUACCAACAAAUUCAUUAACACCACCAAAUUCAACAAUACACGUAACAGAUAUUAAAGAUACAUCAAUAAUUGAUAAUCAAUUAAGACCAUGGACAAAUAAUGGUAUUAAUAACAAUAAUAAUAAUGAUAAUAAUAAUCAAUUACCAGUUAUUGUAACACCAGAAGAUGCAAUAAAUUGGACUGGUACACAACUUGCUCCAAAUAUGCCAAUACAAGAUAUUAUAAAAUCAUUAAUAAAUUUUUUAUCAAUUAAAACACAAUUGCUAUGGAAUUAUGAAGAUAUGACUGCUAAAAUAUGGUAUGUUAAAAGUGCUGAACAAUUGACAAUUUUAUUACGACAUGUAUUAAAAAUAUUUCGUGAUUCAUUACCACAAGCACAUAUAUCACAAAGAUGGGCUGAAACAGCAUUACAACUUGGUUUAUCAUGUUCAUCACGUCAUUAUGCUGGUAGAAGUUUACAAGUAUUUAGAGCACUUAGAGUACCAAUAACAUCACGUAUGUUAUCUGAUAUAUUAUCAAGACUUGUUGAAACUGUUGCUGAACAAGGUGAAGAUAUGCAAGGAUAUGUUACUGAAUUAUUAUUAACACUUGAAGCUGCUGUUGAUUCAUUAGAAUCAGAUUUUCGUCCACUUGAUUUUAUGAAAGAAAUAUUUAAAUCAACACCAAAUUUAAAUAAUAAAGAAACACCAUCUGGAUUAAUUAAAAGAAAUCAAUGUAUUGGUGGUUAUCCAACUGGACAACAUAUGUUUUCACAUUUAAAUCAAAUUGGACAUACAAGAAGUACAAGUUAUUCUGUUAGUUAUUGUAUGAGAAAAACAACAACAACAACAACUGCAUCUAGUGGUGUUGGUGGUGGUGGUGUUGGUGGUAAUAAUAAUAAUAUAAAUAAUAGUGGUAUUAUAAAUAUAAAUGAUAGCAAAGAAAUUGAUUCACGUAAUUCAAUAAAAUAUCCAGUUACAAAUUUAUCAAGAUCAAGAUCAGCACAAUCAUUAAAAUUACUUGGUGAUUCAGCAACACAAGAUGAUAAAAUGACAAUUUUAGCACAAUUAUUUUGGCUAUCUGUAUCACUACUUGAAUCUGAUUAUGAACAUGAAUUUUUAUUAGCAUUAAGAUUACUUGGUAGAGUAUUACAUAGAUUACCACUUGAUAGACCAGAUGCACGUGAUAAAGUUGAAAAAUUACAACAACAAUUAGGAUGGAAUUCAUUUCCUGGUGUACAUGCAUUAUUAUUAAAAGGUUGUACAUCACCAAAUACAUAUGAACAAGUUGUUGUAUUAUUAAGUCAAUUUACACCAUUGCUAGAUUUAUCAUUUAUUGAUCCAACACAAAAUUUAGCAUUUCCAAUGAAUGUUAUAUCAUUAUUACCAUAUAUGUUACUUAAUUAUGAAGAUGCUAAUGAAUUAUGUAUAAGAAGUGCUGAAAAUAUUGCUCAAGUAUCUGCUGAAAAAGGAAAAAAACUUGAUCAUUUAGGAACAGUUAUGACAUUAUAUAGUCGUAGAACAUUUAGUAAAGAAAGUUUUCAAUGGACAAAAUGUGUUGUUAAAUAUCUUUAUGAUACAUAUGCACAUUUAAGUUUUAAUAUGUUGGCAUUUUUAGUUGAAGUAUUAGAAAAAGGACCAGCAAAUAUUGCAUUACCAGUUCUUAGUAUAAUUCAUUGUUUAUUACAUUAUGUUGAUCUUGCAUCAAGAGCAGCACAACCAAUUAAUACUGAAUUACUUCGUGUUAUAUCAAAAUAUGUUGAAGGACCAUACUGGAAAGAAGCAUUAAAAGUAUUAAAAUUAGUUGUAACACGUUCAUCAACACUUGUUGCACCACCAACAUCUGGUCAUGGUUCAUCUUGGGAAUCAUCAUUGACAUCACCACAUCCAAGCUUUACUGAUACUGAAAUAUUUACUAAAAAAGAAUUACCCGGCAGAACAAUGGAUUUUACAUUUGAUGUUAUGAAAACACCUGUUAUUGGAAAAAGAUGGCUGAGAAGACAAAUUGAAGAUGAUAAAAUUAUUGUAUCACCAAGCAUGUCAUUAUCACCAGCUGAUAGUAAUGCUAUUUCUGGAUGGAAAAGACCUUGGAUGUCUCAGGGAAGAGUUAGAGAGUGUCUUGUUAAUCUUUUGAGACCUUUUGGACAACCAGUUGGUCUACCAAAAAGUCCAUCUGUGAUAUUUAGUCAAAGUUCAGAUUUAAUGGAAAGACAAUCAUCAAUGGCAUCAUCAACUGAAGAAGUAUCUGGUGCAAAUAAUGAUUUAAGUGGUGGUUCUAGAAGAGACGAUGAACAAUUUGGAGUAUUCAAAGAUUUUGACUUUUUAGAGUAUGAAUCAGAGAGUGUUGAGGGAGAAAGUACAGAUAACUUUAAUUGGGGUGUACGUCGUCGUCCAUUGAGUGAAGGUGAAGAAAAAGAAUCAAGUUUUCGUAUUUUUGAAGAAUCAUUAUCUGAAAAAACAAUAUCAUCAUCAAAAAAUACAAGUCGUCGUAGUGGAGGUGACGGUGGUGGAAGUGGAGGAGGCGGAGGAAUCGGUGGAGGAAGCAGUGGUAUUGGUAGCAGUGGUGUUGGUGGUAUUGGUAUAAGUAAUAUUAGUUGUGGUGGUAUUGGCAUAAGUGGUAUGGGUAGUGGUAUUGGUGGUAUAGGUUUAAUUAGUGGCUGUGGUCUUACUGAAGAAUCAUCAGAUGAUGAAAUUGGUUCUGAAUCACCUUUGGAUGAAGUACCAAGUGGUCCUUGUAUUGGACAAGAUCAAAUAAUACAACAAAGUGGUUUAUAUCAUCCAUCAUCAUUAUCAUUAAUACCAACAAGAUCACGUAAUGAUUCAUCAACACGUUCAGAUACAUCUGGUUCAUCAACUGGUGAUUUAGGUGAUGUUACACCAUGUAAUGCAUCACCAAAUUUAUCAGCAUUAAUGCCAUUUCGUCAAAUACAUCGUGAUGAUAAUGAAGAAAUAUGGUGUCAACAAAUACAAUUAUUAAUAAAUAAAACAUCAAUAAAUAUACUUGAUUAUUUUAAUUUAUUAAAUCGUAUAUUACGUGAUGUAUCAAGUAAAUCAGUUGGUUUAUCACGUGAAGCUGUAUCAUUAUUAACAAAUAUAUCAUCAUCAUCAACAUCAUCAUCUUCACAAUUAGCUAUUAAUUUAUCAAUACAUGCUGAAUUAUUAAGUACAAAAGCUGAAUUACCAUUUGUUUAUUUUUCAGUACAAUUAUUUACAUCACAAAGAUUAAAUGAAACAUUAAAAUUUUGUAUGUUAGAAAUACAAGAACAUUUAGAAACAUUUUUAGAUAAAAAAGAUCAUGCAACUGAAUGUCUUGAUGCUAUUAAAAGUACUCAUAAUGAUGAUAAUAAUUAUCAUAAUGGUAAUGAUGAUAUGUUACUUGGUCUUGGACGUGCAUUUUAUAAAUUACAUUUUCAAUUAUUAUUAUUAAUUGAAGCAUCAAAUAAAAUGUUACUUGCAUUAACAAAAGCAUCAAGAUUAACAAAUACAAAAUUAUAUGAUUUAUCAAUUGAUAUAUUAAUUAUGAAAACAUCAUUGUUGAAAGCACUUGAAGAAAGUACUGAAAGUGAAAGAGGUACACCAACACCAACACCAAGUCCAAGUCCAUUACCAAUGACAAAUAAUAUUGAUGAAAUACAAAGAGUUGCUGAUUUAUUAAAAUGUGGUAAAUGGUCAUUGGCACUUGAUGCUGUUAGAUUACAUAGAGCACAAUGGCCAGGUGAAGCAUUUCAUGAUGAUGAUGAUAUAACAACUGCUGUUAAUAUGUAUUGUAAAUAUAUUGAUUGUGAACGUAAUGAUUUAUUUGUUAUAACUAAAAGUGAUAAUGAUAUUAUUGAUAUAUUUGAUAAACUUAUGGAAAGUUUAUUUCAAGUAUUAGCUGGUGUUACUGGUCUUGAAGCAGCUGUUAAAGCUGGUAGAGCACAAAGUUCACAUACUAAAUCUGAUUGUUAAAUUAUUCAUUAUUAUUAAUUAAUUAUUUUUAUUUAUCUUUUGCUAUUUUAUUAAUUUUUAAUUAUUAAUCCUGGUGAAUUUUUUUUUUUUCUUUUUUAUUUUACCUCUUUUUUUUUUUGGGAGAGAUUCGAAAUCAUGUGAUGUCUAUCAAUGUUUGAUUAAUUGAUUGAUAUAGGUAUAUAUAUAUUUUUUUUAGAUCUAUGAAUUUAUAUAUUGUGUUAAUUGUCUUUUUUAUAAUUGAUAAUGAAAAAGAUGAUGUUGCAAAAAAAUUAAAUUAAAUCAAAUCAACGAUGUUAGUGCUUGUAAUCAAUGUCAAUUAAUAAACAAAUAUACUUAUACUUAUUUAACAAUAUAACAUGUUUUUAUUUUACUUUUUGUAAGUUGAAUUAUCAAAGAA